CGCGCGGUUCCGGCUGCCCCGGCACGGCGACCCUUGGGUCCGCGCCGCGGGCGGAGUGGACAGGUAGGCAAGCGGCAGCCGCAGCUCUGGGUGAAGCUCGGGUAGCAGAGUGCCCCACGGCACCCGGCGCGCACCCCGCACCCUUGGCCUCCGGCGUUCAGGCGGGGGAGUAAGGAGAUGCCGACCCAGAGGGACAGCAGUACCAUGGCUCACCCGAUCGCAGGCGGCGGCAGCGGAGAUCAUUCUCACCAGGUCCGGGUUAAAGCCUACUAUCGCGGGGAUAUCAUGAUAACACAUUUUGAACCUUCAAUCUCCUUUGAGGGCCUUUGCAGUGAGGUUCGAGACAUGUGUUCUUUUGACAACGAACAGCUUUUCACCAUGAAAUGGAUCGAUGAGGAAGGAGACCCGUGUACAGUAUCAUCUCAGUUGGAGUUAGAAGAAGCCUUUAGGCUUUAUGAGCUAAACAAGGAUUCUGAACUCCUGAUUCAUGUCUUCCCUUGUGUACCAGAACGUCCUGGAAUGCCCUGUCCAGGAGAAGAUAAAUCCAUCUACCGCAGAGGUGCACGCCGCUGGAGAAAGCUUUAUUGUGCAAAUGGCCACACUUUUCAAGCCAAGCGUUUUAACCGGCGUGCCCACUGUGCUAUCUGCACUGACCGAAUAUGGGGACUUGGACGCCAGGGAUAUAAGUGCAUCAACUGCAAACUCCUGGUUCAUAAGAAGUGCCACAAACUUGUCACAAUUGAAUGUGGGCGGCAUUCUAUGCCACCGGAGCCAAUGAUGCCCAUGGAUCAGUCAUCCAUGCAUUCAGACCAUGCACAGACAGUAAUUCCAUAUAAUCCUUCAAGUCAUGAGAGUUUGGACCAAGUUGGUGAAGAAAAGGAGGCAAUGAACACCAGAGAAAGUGGCAAAGCUUCAUCCAGUUUAGGUCUUCAAGAUUUUGAUUUGCUUCGGGUAAUAGGCAGAGGAAGUUAUGCCAAAGUAUUAUUGGUGAGGUUAAAAAAAACAGAUCGUAUUUAUGCAAUGAAAGUUGUGAAAAAAGAAUUGGUCAAUGAUGAUGAGGAUAUUGAUUGGGUACAGACAGAGAAGCAUGUUUUUGAGCAGGCAUCUAAUCAUCCUUUUCUUGUUGGGCUGCAUUCUUGCUUUCAGACAGAAAGCAGAUUGUUCUUUGUCAUAGAGUAUGUAAAUGGAGGAGAUCUAAUGUUUCAUAUGCAGCGACAAAGAAAACUUCCUGAAGAACAUGCCAGAUUUUACUCUGCAGAAAUCAGUCUAGCAUUAAAUUAUCUUCAUGAACGAGGGAUAAUUUAUAGAGAUUUGAAAUUGGACAAUGUAUUGCUGGACUCAGAAGGACAUAUCAAACUGACUGACUAUGGCAUGUGUAAGGAAGGAUUACGGCCAGGAGAUACAACCAGCACUUUUUGCGGUACUCCCAAUUACAUUGCUCCUGAAAUUUUAAGAGGAGAAGAUUAUGGUUUCAGUGUCGACUGGUGGGCUCUUGGAGUACUAAUGUUUGAGAUGAUGGCAGGCAGAUCUCCAUUUGAUAUUGUUGGAAGCUCAGAUAACCCUGAUCAAAACACAGAGGAUUAUCUUUUCCAAGUUAUUUUGGAAAAACAAAUUCGCAUACCACGCUCUCUGUCUGUAAAAGCUGCAAGUGUCCUGAAGAGUUUUCUCAACAAGGACCCAAAGGAACGAUUGGGUUGUCAUCCUCAAACAGGAUUUGCUGAUAUUCAGGGACACCCAUUCUUUCGAAAUGUUGAUUGGGAUAUGAUGGAGCAAAAGCAGGUGGUACCUCCCUUCAAACCAAAUAUUUCUGGGGAAUUCGGUUUGGACAACUUUGAUUCUCAGUUUACUAAUGAACCUGUCCAGCUCACUCCAGAUGACGAUGACAUUGUGAGGAAGAUUGAUCAGUCUGAAUUUGAAGGUUUUGAGUACAUCAAUCCUCUCUUGAUGUCUGCAGAAGAAUGUGUCUGAUCCUCAUUUUCCAACUGUGCAUUUUGCUUGUGUUGCCAUUUAAUGCAUGAAUAAACUCGUUACCAGCCUGGAUACAAUGAACCAUUUUAUAUUUCUUACCUACAAAAAAAGCAUUCAGUAUCUUCUAUUGUUGGCCGUAAGAGUCAAUUAUUACAUCUAACUAUGAAAAAGAAAAUGAAACUAGUUUCCAGACGUUCGUGUCAACAUUCAGUUAUACUGGUAAUCCAGCAGCCUACUGAUGAGUAAUGAAGUUGUCCUUUUUGUUUAAAGAAAAUACUUAACCACCGCGUUUAAGGCACAUGAUGGGAUUGUGUCAUAAACCUACUGUGAUUUUUGUCAGUCUUCAUUUAGUCCUUAAAGUUUUAAAUUUUGGAAUAGAAGAGUAAUUCAAAAUACAACAACUUAUAUUACCUAUUACUUUCUGAGUUCUUUGUGUUUAAAAAUUCAGCUGUAAGUUUUAUUACCUUGGAUAAUUAAGUUAUUGAUUUUUAAGGCAACAGUUAUUAAAUUGGUAGUAAAGGAUGUCACUUGCUUAGAAUUAGGGAAUACAAGUUCUCCUUGAGGAAAAAAAAAA
Molecule: messenger RNA, 2542 nt
Organism: Lynx canadensis (Canada lynx)
Lineage: Eukaryota; Metazoa; Chordata; Mammalia; Carnivora; Felidae
Gene: PRKCI
Product: protein kinase C iota
Exons: 18
Coding region: 178-1968 (596 amino acids)
Biological process (GO): protein phosphorylation
Molecular function (GO): protein binding; diacylglycerol-dependent serine/threonine kinase activity; ATP binding
Source: RefSeq, a predicted model, not a curated record